Molecule: messenger RNA, 674 nt
Organism: Pogoniulus pusillus (Red-fronted tinkerbird)
Lineage: Eukaryota; Metazoa; Chordata; Aves; Piciformes; Lybiidae
Gene: RPL18A
Product: ribosomal protein L18a
Exons: 5
Coding region: 94-624 (176 amino acids)
Biological process (GO): translation
Cellular component (GO): ribosome; cytosolic large ribosomal subunit
Molecular function (GO): structural constituent of ribosome
Source: RefSeq, a predicted model, not a curated record
CGCGGGGCGGGGGCGCCUUCCGGCGGGCGGCCGACGGGAGGCGGCGCUGCACGUGGCCUUUCCUUUCUUCCGGGCCGGAGAGAAGGCAGCGCCAUGAAGGCAUCAGGCACCCUGCGGGAAUAUAAAGUGGUCGGGCGGUGCCUGCCCACGCCGAAAUGCAGGACCCCACCUCUCUACCGCAUGCGGAUCUUCGCGCCGAACCAUGUUGUUGCCAAGUCCCGGUUCUGGUACUUCGUUUCUCAGCUUAAGAAGAUGAAGAAAUCUUCGGGAGAGAUUGUGUACUGUGGCCAGGUGUAUGAGAAGUCCCCUCUGCGGGUAAAAAAUUUUGGUAUUUGGUUGCGCUAUGAUUCUCGUAGUGGAACUCACAACAUGUACAGGGAGUACAGGGAUUUGACUACGGCUGGUGCUGUCACUCAGUGCUACCGUGAUAUGGGAGCUCGUCAUCGUGCCCGUGCUCACUCCAUUCAGAUCAUGAAAGUGGAGCAAAUAGCUGCAAGCAAGUGCCGUAGACCAGCGGUUAAGCAGUUUCAUGAUUCUAAAAUCAAGUUCCCUCUGCCACACAGAGUUCUGCGUCGCCAGCACAAACCACGUUUCACCACCAAGAGACCAAAUACUUUCUUUUAAAUACAAAAACGUGCUGUCAACUCUGUGUUGUAAUAAAGGUCUUAUUUGAA